UUUUACACAUCAUUUUCUUCUCGCUGUUUGUUUCUCUGAAAUUUCAAUCAAACAACUUUUGUAAAGUCACAUUAAUAAUAUUGGGUGGAAUGUUGACUUGACAAAGUCUACUCCAAAACAUCUCUUACCACUCAUUCACUCACUCCUUCUUAAUACAUCUUCAUUUCUCAACCAAAAACAAACAAGCUUUUUCUUGCGUUUAAAUUCUUUUGAGCUAGAAAUUUGAAAGAUGGCUGAGGCUGUGCUUGAACUUGUGCUUCACAAUUUGAAAUCACUCGUUCAGAAGGAGAUUGGCUUAUUUCUUGGUUUUGAUCAAGACUUUAAUAGUCUUUCCAGCUUGCUGACAACAAUCAAGGCUACUCUUGAAGAUGCUGAGGAGAAACAAUUCACUGACAGAGCAAUCAAGGAUUGGCUGCUUAAGCUCAAAGAUGCUGCUUACGUCCUCGACGACAUCUUGGACGAGUGUGCCACUCAAGUGCUGGAGAUGGAGUCUAAAGGACUGUCAAACAAGGUACAAAGCUCUUUCUUAUUCUCUUUUCAUCCAAUGCAUGUCGCUUUCCGUUACAAAAUUGCUAAGAAAAUGAAGAGCAUAAGAGAGAGAUUAGAUGGAAUUGCUGAAGAAAGGACCAAAUUUCAUUUGACUGAGAUUGUUAGAGAGAAGAGAAGCGGAGUCCUUGACUGGCGCCAAACAACUUCAAUCAUUACUCAACCUCAAGUCUAUGGAAGAGAUGAAGAUAAGGAUAGAAUUAUAGACUUUUUGGUCGGUGAUGCUUCUAGUGUCGAGGAUUUAUGUGUUUAUCCAAUAGUUGGUCUUGGUGGACUUGGAAAAACAACACUUGCCCAACUUAUAUUCAAUCAUGAGAAGGUAGUCAGUCAUUUUGAGCUGAGAAUCUGGGUAUGUGUUUCUGAAGAUUUUAGUUUGAAGAGAAUGACAAAAGCCAUCAUUGAAUCAGCAACUGGCCAUGCUUGUGCAGAGCUAGAUCUAGAGCCAUUACAAAGAAAACUUCUAGAUUUUCUAAAAGGAAAAAGGUAUUUGCUAGUGUUGGAUGAUGUAUGGGAUGAUGAACAAGAAAAUUGGCAGCGGUUGAAAUCUGUAUUGGCAUGUGGGGGAAAAGGCACAUCAAUUUUGGUCACCACUCGUCUUCUAAAGGUUGCAGCAAUCAUGGGAACAAUAUCCCCUCAUGAUUUAUCUACGCUAUCAGACACCGAUUGUUGGCAGUUAUUGAAACAAAGAGCCUUUGGACCAAAUGAGGAAGAGAGGGAAGAACUUGUGGUCAUAGGAAAGGAGAUAGUAAAGAAGUGUGGGGGAGUGCCUCUUGCGGCAAUGGCAUUAGGAAGUUUCUUGCGAUUCAAAAGAGAGAAAAUAGAGUGGCUCGAUGUAAAGGAAAGCAAGCUAUGGAAUUUACAAGGUGAAGAUCAUGUCAUGUCUGCCUUAAGAUUAAGCUACUUGAAUUUGCCAGUAAAAUUGAGACCUUGUUUUGCCUUGUGCGCACUGUUUCCCAAAGAUGAAAUAAUAAACAAGAAGUUUUUGAUUGAUCUUUGGAUGGCUAAUGGGUUCAUUUCAUCCAAUGCAAUGCUGGAAGCAGAAGAUAUCGGGAAUGAGGUGUGGAAUGAGUUAUAUUGGAGAUCAUUUUUUCAAGAUAUAGAGAGAGAUGAUGUUGGUGAAAUUGAAAAUUUUAAAAUGCACGACCUUGUUCAUGAUCUUGCUCAAUCUAUUGCAGAAGACGUUAGUUGUUGCGUUACGGAACAAAGCCUAUCUAAAAGAAUCCACCACCUCUCGAUUUAUAGUUGGAAAUCAUCGGAGUUAGUCAGUUCAAUACAGUUACACGAGACUAUAUCAUUGAAGACUCUUUUAAUUUCUCAAUACAACUAUUUACCACCUCUUGUACUAACAUGUUAUUCUUUACGAGUACUAGAUUUUCAAAGUAUGAAAGAAUUGCCAUCUUGGAUUUUUCGUUUGAAACAUGUAAGGUACUUGAAUCUUUCUUGGGGAAAAUUCAAAACUCUUCCAGAAUCCUUAUGCAAGUUACGGAAUUUGCAGAUUUUAAAGUUAGAUUAUUGUAUCCGCCUCCAAAGGUUGCCUUAUAGGUUGGUAGAGUUGAAAGCUCUACAACAUCUAUCUUUAGAGGGCUGUUACUCACUAUCUAGCUUACCUCCGCAUGUAAAGAAAUUGGCUUCCCUAAAAACUUUAACCAUGUAUGUAGUUGGCAAGAAAAAAGGGUUUCUUUUGGCGGAACUUGGACAAAUGAACCUUAAAGGAACCCUUUGUGUUACACACUUGGAGAGAGUUAAAAGUAUGGUGAAUGCCAAAGAUGCUAAUAUGUUGAGAAAGCACCUGAGUAAUCUGGAAUUGUCAUGGGAGAGAAAUGAAGAUUCUCAAAUACAAGAAAAUGUCGAGGAGAUUCUUGAAGUGCUUCAACCUCAAACACAACAACUUCAAAGGCUGGUAGUGAGAGGAUAUACAGGUGCCUAUUUCCCACAAUGGAUGUCUAGUUCCUCUCUAAAUAUUUUAACCAAUCUACGUCUUGUGAAUUGCAAAAGUUGUUUACACCUUCCAGACUUGGGGAAACUUCCUUCUCUAAAGAAUCUAACAGUAUCUAACAUGAGUCAUGUAAAAUACCUAUAUGAAGAAUCAUCCUAUGGUGGAGUUGUAGGAGGUUUCACAAAACUAGAAUUUUUGAUGCUAGAGAAGAUGUCAAACCUGGUAAGUUUAUCAAGGGAGGACAGAGAAAACAUGUUUCCGUACCUUUCAACACUUCAAAUUACCGAAUGUCCAGUAAUAUUGGAAUUGCCUUGCCUUCCAUCUCUCAUUAAUUUGUAUGUAACAGGGAAAUGCAGCCAACAUGUACUAAGUUCAAUUCAUAAACAUCAUACUCUUGAAAUCCUUUGUUUCAGAAAUAAUGAAGAGCUAAGAUUCUUUUCAGAUGGGAUGCUAAGAGACCUCACUUCUCUAAAGAUUUUUCACAUUGAUGGCCUUUCUAAGCUUGACCAACUCCCAGCUGAAAUCAGUAAUAAUAAUUCUAUCCAAGAGAUAAAUAUCAUUGGUUGUGAGAAUCUCAAGUCAUUGCCAGGUGAAUUAUUACAUGGAUUGCACUCUCUUAACAAAUUGAAUAUUACAAAGUGCGAAAAGUUCAAGCUAUCAGAAAGUUUUCAAUACCUCACUUGUCUGGAGGAAUUGAUAAUUCAAAGUUGCCCAGAAAUAGAAGGUCUGCAUGAAGCAUUACAACAUAUGACUACCCUUCAAUCUUUGAUAUUGGGUGGUCUUCCAAACCUGGCAUCCCUUCCUGACUGGUUAGGAAACCUAAGCUUGCUUCACAGUUUGAAGAUUUGUAAUUGUCCAAAACUGACAUGUCUUCCCAUGAGUAUUCAACACCUUACUAGUCUGGAAACUUUGAAAAUUUGCAAUUGCAGUGAGUUAGGGAAGCGAUGUAAAGAGAACACGGGUGAAGUUUGGCAUAAAAUAGCUCACAUUCAAUUCAUUCAUGUUCAAAACCAUUAAUAUUAUUUUUUAUUAGUUGUUUUUCACGAAUUCUUUAAUUGAAUUAUAAUUUAAUACAUUUUUAUAAAUUUUGAUAAUUAAAAAACAAUAAAUGUUCUUAUCAACAUAGUUGUUUAAUACGUGACGUUCAUUCUUACUCAAAAUUUAUACAUUAAUAUGAUCAACAUGAGACAAAUUUCUUUUUAAAUUUUAUAAUGAAUACCUCCAUCUAUUUAAAAACAAAUCAGUUGUGAUCCAAGAAAGAAUUAUCUAAUUCACAAGUGAAGGUGACCAAGAUUUAAUGACGAUUAUAUUGAUUGUCCCAAUGUCUUGCUCUAGUCUGACAAAGGGAGAAAUUCCUGAAAACACUAUAAGUUCUAAGUCAAUGAAGAUUAAAAGUGAGUCAUAUUAUAUUAGAAUAAUGUGUUCCUUGAUGUGACGUAUUUGUUAGAAAUUUAUAAAAAAUUACAAGGUUAAGGUCCUAAAACCUUUUAUACUAGACAACAAUAAGAUUAGACAAUAUCAAGGGAUCCUUUAAGUAUAAUAUGAUGGUUUUGUUUCUUCUAAUAACUCUAACCAAUUGUCCUCAAUGGAGAGAUAUAUGUUAGUUUUCACAAUAUUAUGUUCUUAUUUGUAGAUAACUACUUUAAAGAAAUUACCUCUCCGGACCAUCUUCUUCUAUGUUAACAAAACGAUACAAUCUUUAGUUUUCUUGCCUCAUUAUUUGACGUAGAU
Vicia villosa (hairy vetch) is the source of this 4213-nucleotide messenger RNA. RefSeq names its product putative disease resistance protein RGA3. Gene Ontology annotation, biological process: defense response to other organism. Bases 230 to 3499 code for a protein of 1089 amino acids. The transcript has a single exon. Gene Ontology annotation, molecular function: ADP binding. The record is from RefSeq and is a predicted model, not a curated record. NCBI's taxonomy places the organism in Eukaryota, Viridiplantae, Streptophyta, Magnoliopsida, Fabales, Fabaceae.